AUGGCUAACGAAUCUGUCACGGAGUCAAGCGCUGGCGACAUCAUAUUGUCCGUUGAUGAGCUUCAAAAUUAUGGUAUUAGUGUCAGCGAUAUUUCUAAACUCAAAACAGCAGGAAUUGCUAGUAUUUCCUCAGUUCUAUCUACCACUCGUCGUAACAUGCUCAAGAUCAAAGGUUUGAGUGAAGUUAAGGUUGAGAAGAUAAAAGAAGCUGGCAAAAAACUAAUGAACGCAGGAUUUGUUUCUGCUUCUAUGCAAGCACAGGUUCGCGAGAAAGUAUUUUCUCUUUCCACAGGAUCUGCAUCACUUGAUGCAGUUCUUGGUGGUGGUAUCAAAACUAUGAGCAUUAGUGAGGUCUUUGGCGAGUUUCGUUGCGGUAAGACUCAGAUGGCACAUACUUUGUGCGUUACAUCUCAGCUCCCUAGAUCCAUGGGCGGCGGUGAAGGCAAAGUAGCAUUCAUCGAUACCGAGGGAACUUUUCGACCAGACCGAAUUCGUAGCAUUGCUGAAAGGUUUGGGGUUGACCCAGAAGUUUGCCUUGAAAACAUUUCUUACGCGCGUGCUCUCAAUUCCGAACAUCAGUGCGAAUUGGUUGAAGAAUUUGCUGUUCAGCUUGCUGAAGGUGGUUACCGUCUCAUUGUGAUUGAUUCAAUCAUGUCGGCAUUCAGAGUUGAUUACAGUGGACGUGGGGAGUUGGGUGAGAGGCAGCAAAAGUUGAAUCAGCAUUUAGCUUAUUUGAAUAGAUUAGCAGAAGAAUAUAAUCUUGCAGUGUUCAUGACUAAUCAAGUUCAAUCAGAUCCUGGGGCUUCUGCUUUGUUUGCAGCUGCUGAUGGUAGGAAGCCGAUUGGUGGCCACGUUCUUGCUCAUGCAUCUGCUACUAGAAUUCUUUUGAGGAAAGGACGAGGUGAAGAAAGGGUCGCCAAAUUGUUGGAUAGUCCAGACAUGCCUGAAGCUGAGUGUAUUUAUGUAAUUGGGAGUGGUGGGAUUUCUGAUUCCACUUCUUGA
This is a messenger RNA of Saccharomycopsis crataegensis, 1002 nucleotides long. RefSeq names its product recombinase DMC1 (gene DMC1). The record is from RefSeq and is a predicted model, not a curated record. Gene Ontology annotation, cellular component: condensed nuclear chromosome; nucleus. Gene Ontology annotation, biological process: DNA recombinase assembly; reciprocal meiotic recombination; chromosome organization involved in meiotic cell cycle. NCBI's taxonomy places the organism in Eukaryota, Fungi, Ascomycota, Saccharomycetes, Ascoideales, Saccharomycopsidaceae. The transcript is spliced from 6 exons. Gene Ontology annotation, molecular function: single-stranded DNA binding; ATP hydrolysis activity; ATP-dependent DNA damage sensor activity. The coding region runs from base 1 to 1002 and encodes 333 amino acids.